AUGGCAGGUGGUAUAAAUGUUGAUGUUGAAUUUUUAGGAGGAUUGGACUCUAUUUUCGGUGGACUCACAAAAGCAAAGUGUAUUGUCACUCGUAAGGAUAACAAUGUUCCCACAAUGAGAGAUCUCUUGGCUUACAUCGUGCAGAAUAUUUUGGUGGAUAGAGAGAAAGAUCUUUGUGUUUUCAUGCAGGAAGAAAAUGUUAGACCGGGUAUUUUGGUGCUCAUAAAUGAUACUGACUGGGAACUUGAAGGCGAACUUAAUUACAAAUUAAACAACGAUGAUUUAAUUUCUUUCACAUCCACUCUCCACGGAGGAUGA
This is a messenger RNA of Brettanomyces bruxellensis, 318 nucleotides long. RefSeq lists its product as uncharacterized. The record is from RefSeq and is a predicted model, not a curated record. Gene Ontology annotation, biological process: protein urmylation; tRNA thio-modification. Bases 1 to 318 code for a protein of 105 amino acids. The transcript is spliced from 2 exons. Gene Ontology annotation, cellular component: nucleus; cytoplasm. Gene Ontology annotation, molecular function: protein tag activity. Lineage: Eukaryota; Fungi; Ascomycota; Pichiomycetes; Pichiales; Pichiaceae.